Anthostomella pinea is the source of this 525-nucleotide messenger RNA. The record is from the annotation of a GenBank genome assembly. NCBI's taxonomy places the organism in Eukaryota, Fungi, Ascomycota, Sordariomycetes, Xylariales, Xylariaceae.
AUGAAGGCAGCAAUUCAUCUCACAGCUCUCAUUGCUGGUGCGGCAUCCAUGGCCAUCCCCCCCUCGCCGGAAAUCAAGGGACGCUACACGCAUGAUACCAAGCGCGGUCAUUACCCAACUGUAGACGAAACCAGCCCCCAGGGCCGAUCGGUAAUUUCGUACUUGAACGACAAGGAAGAUAUCCCUGAAGGGCCGACGGUCGACAAGACCAGCACCCGAGGCCAGUGGGUGACGUCGUACUCGAACGAAAAGGAAGAUGUCCCUGAAGGGCAGGCGCUUGAUCAGUCUGGCACCAGUACGGGAGCGACCGAGCAUAAAGGAGCAACACCUUCACCUGCAGCUUCAUUUGGCAGCAAGGAAUGGGUCCUGCCUGACCAUUGGCUUCCCAACGGUCCAGGGUAUCUGGAUAUGGAUGAGCUUGAGAAAGGCUAUCAUGCUCAUCUGAUGGUAAUGGAUGACUCAAGCUCUUGGCUUUAUUCGAGCCUCAGCCUCUUCAAGCGCAUCUUCAAGCCUGACAGCGCUUGA